Messenger RNA from Acanthaster planci (crown-of-thorns starfish), 1188 nucleotides. Its product is annotated as NXPE family member 1-like. NCBI's taxonomy places the organism in Eukaryota, Metazoa, Echinodermata, Asteroidea, Valvatida, Acanthasteridae. The record is from RefSeq and is a predicted model, not a curated record.
AAAAUGUGGGACAAAGCCACAUUUGAUGACUUUGAACCCGCUGCCUUCGAAAACUUCAAAGCCUACAACAACACAAACCGGCCUCUGGACAUGGGAUUGACAAGCUAUAACAUGACAGUUGUGAAACUAAUCUCGCCAACAAGUCCCAGGAUCAGAGUAGGUGAUGUCUUAAAAUACCGAAUUGAAAGCCGUGAUUUUAAGGGUAGGAACCGUAUCGUGGGUGGCGAUUUCUGGUACGCCACUUUGACCUCAGAUCGAAGCCCGAAGGCGAGCACCACCGGCUACAUCGCCGACUACGGCAACGGUACAUACGAUGCAUUCGUACUAGCAGCCUGGCCUGGGAGCGCUAAAUUCAACUUGAUCCUUGUCCAUACCAGUGAGACGGUGUACCACAUGAGGAACACUGUGUGGAAUUCUGAGGGAAGACUGUUUUUCAGGGGCUAUUACCGAUUCAACGGUAAAAAUGCCGACGGCAGAUGCUCCAUGCGAAGACAAGGGACAUGGGAGGCAAUGUGUGAUUACCCAGCAUACAAAUCCUUGGGAAGCACGGUUUUACUGUGUGAGCACAAGGCAGGCUUCCCGUGCGAAUCACUGGUUUCUCUUGGCAUCGACAGUAACCAUAUUAAGUAUUCAGCCAAGCAGAUGGCAAAGGAUUUUGAGUACCUCUACAAAAGUGCUGCUCUAUCCAACCACUCUCUCUCUCUCCACUUUCACGGGUAUGUGAUUGCAUCACACACUUACACAAUCACAAACUGGAAGGAGGAGGUUGACGCACUGAACGAACUGAACAGCACACACUGCAGCUACAUUGUUCUCAUCAACCAGUGGGCACAUUUUGCUCAAUGGACACGUGACAGCUACAUUGAAAGAGUCCGUCUUAUUCGACAGGCCGUGAUUGGUCUACUGCAGAGGUGCCCGGAUGUCCCUGUUGUCAUCAAAGGACCACACGCCCGGCAGCACGAGAGCGUCGGCUCUAUAAUAUUUGGCUCGGACUACUUCUUAAAAGACAUUGAGCUUAUAAACCAGGAGGCUUUCCAGGGAACUGGGGCGUUCUUUUUGCCGGUGUGGGACAUGAAUCUUGCUUAUCCUUCAAGCAAUGAUGUCCACAUGCCCAUGGAAGUUGUUGGGGAAGAACUGAAGAUGUUUUUGGGUUAUGCCUGUGACAAGUUAAUGCGGGCAGCUAAGUGA